Molecule: messenger RNA, 1379 nt
Organism: Rosa chinensis
Lineage: Eukaryota; Viridiplantae; Streptophyta; Magnoliopsida; Rosales; Rosaceae
Product: vacuolar protein sorting-associated protein 9A
Exons: 6
Coding region: 123-1286 (387 amino acids)
Biological process (GO): vesicle-mediated transport
Cellular component (GO): endocytic vesicle; cytosol
Molecular function (GO): guanyl-nucleotide exchange factor activity; small GTPase binding
Source: RefSeq, a predicted model, not a curated record
UCUUUGCGUCUCUUGUUGGUGGUGACUAAUACUAUGCUGCUGCUUCAAUCUCAAAUUGGUGACGGUGGUGGUGGCCGUCGUCCUCUAAAUUGGUCUCACAUCAAUCAAGGAGCUGACGGAGAAUGGAGGGAUCCUCCUCCUCCCCCUCCUCUUCCUAUUCCUCGCCGUCUUCGGCCAUCUUCUAUGACUUUCUCGACCGAAUGCGAAACCCUGCUUCCCUCGAUCUCGUCCGGUCCAUAAAAAGCUUUAUUGUAUCGUUUUCGUUUUACCCUGCCAACCCUGAAAAUGAUGGCAAAAGAGUUCAAGAGUUCUUCGCGACAAUGGAAGAUUCAAUUAGGGAUCAUCCCUUGUGGGCAGGUGCCACUGAUCAAGAAGUUGAAAGUGCAAUGGAGGGUUUGGAGAAGUAUGUCAUGACGAAAUUGUUCUCCCGGACCUUUUCUUCAUCUCCUGAGGAUGCAAAGAUUGACCUUGAAGUCUCACAGAAAAUACAGUUGUUGCAGACUUUCUUGAAGCCUGAGCAUCUCGAUAUUCCGCUAGUUCUACGCAAUGAAGCUUCAUGGCUGCUUGCAGAAAAAGAGUUGCAGAAAAUCAAUGCUUUCAAAGCCCCUCGUGAGAAGCUUCUCUGUAUCAUGAAUUGUUGCAAGGUCAUUAACAAUCUGUUGCUCAAUGCAUCAAUGUCAGAAAAACAUGUACUAGCUGGAGCUGAUGACUUCCUUCCUGUCCUUAUAUAUGUUACGAUCAAGGCCAAUCCUCCACAAUUACAUUCCAACCUCAAAUUUAUCCAGUUAUAUCGAAGGCAGGCAAAACUUGUGUCAGAAGCGGCCUAUUACCUCACCAAUCUUGUCUCAGCUAAAACAUUUAUCUCUGAGUUAAAUGCUAAAUCUCUUUCGAUUGAUGAAAUCGAAUUUGAAGAGAAUAUGCAAGCAGCGAGACUGACCAAUAAAGAGACACAAAAGGAGGCCACACCCACUCUGGAAGAAAUGACAACCUCACAAGAUCAUGAAGAUCCUGGCCCUUCAUUGAGAUCGCAUGAUAAAGAAACAAGGGGUGGGUCAAAUUACCCCUAUAUGGACAAAGAAGCUGGGGAUUUGACAGUUGGAGAUGUGGAGAGGUUGCUGAGUGUGUACAAGGAAGUUGUUACCAAGUAUACUAGCUUGUGCACCGCUUUUAGGCAGCUUUCAUUAUCUAGGAUAGAAAACCAUGUCACUAAUAUAGAAGAUAGAAACGUCUCAUCAACACAAUCGGCAGAAACAGGUAUGAAUUCAGGUCAAAGAGAUGGAGAGUGAAGAGGUAGAUGUAAUUUUGCUAGAUCAAUUACCAAAUCAUGACACAAAUUUCAUUGGAUUACAAUAAAUAUUUUUGUUUUUCUUUCCAUUUAA